Staurois parvus is the source of this 390-nucleotide messenger RNA. Lineage: Eukaryota; Metazoa; Chordata; Amphibia; Anura; Ranidae. The record is from the annotation of a GenBank genome assembly.
CUCCGUCCUGUCUGCUUGGGCACACUGCACAGCACAGCCAUCCAGAGCAGUUUUAACCACUUGCCUACCGGGCACUUCUACCCCCUUCCUGCCUACAGGACACUUCUACCCCCUUCCUGCCCACCGGGCACUUCUACCCCCUUCCUGCCUACAGGACACUUCUACCCCCUUCCUGCCCACCGGGCACUUCUAGCCCCUUCCUGCCUACAGGACAUUUCUACCCCCUUCCUGUCUACCGGGCACUUCUACCCCCUUCCUGCCUACAGGGAACUUCUACCCCCUUCCUGCCUACAGGGCACUUCUACCCCCUUCCUGCCUACAGGGCACUUCUACCCCCUUCCUGCCCACAGGGCACUUCUACCCCCUUCCUGCCCACCGGGCACUUCUACC